Batrachochytrium dendrobatidis JAM81 is the source of this 533-nucleotide messenger RNA. RefSeq lists its product as uncharacterized. NCBI's taxonomy places the organism in Eukaryota, Fungi, Chytridiomycota, Chytridiomycetes, Rhizophydiales. The record is from RefSeq and is a predicted model, not a curated record. The coding region runs from base 171 to 533 and encodes 120 amino acids. The transcript is spliced from 4 exons. Gene Ontology annotation, molecular function: protein binding.
CAGCCCCAUUGCUACAUAAACUAUCAAGAUCUGAUACAUAUGGAAUACGAGCCUAUGAUGCAUCUCUUGGUGGUCGAAAUAUACGCGUUGCCAACCGUCGUAUUGUGAUUUCUACUCUUAAAAAGAGUCUGGCAUUUGACUCUUCCAUAUCAUGUUUUGACAUCAAUAUCAUGGCUGGUAUUUUGGCAAUAUGUAUUGGCAAAAUGAUUCAUGUUUGGAACUGCGAGACGUAUAUAUUAAAAAAUUCUCUUGGAAAGGCAGGAGGAAGUUUGCAUAAAGAUUCGAUUCUUUCUUGCUGUAUCAAUCUAAUUGGUACAAAGAUGGCAACCUGUGGAAAUGACCAAAGGAUUAUUGUCUGGAGUCUAGAACAGUGGAAGUCAAUCAAAUUGUUGGAGGGACAUAGAGGCGCUGUUUAUCAAGUAGAGUUUAGUGUUGAUUCUGAAUAUAUUUAUUCAUCCUCAGACGAUGGCCGUGUUGUCAAAUGGGAUUGGAAAUCAGGCAAGUUCUUGAUGUUGUGCACUGCCAUAAUAUAA